Molecule: messenger RNA, 2149 nt
Organism: Hymenoscyphus albidus
Lineage: Eukaryota; Fungi; Ascomycota; Leotiomycetes; Helotiales; Helotiaceae
Source: the annotation of a GenBank genome assembly
GCUAGUCGGACCAAAAAGCCAAUGAAAUGUUACCAAAUCAUUUAUGGUUGCCGCUUUUUGUUUGCUCCAGUUUACGCUAGGCUUCUGGGGGUUAGUCAGUGCCACAGCCGACGGUUCUUCCCCGCGCUAAAAUGUUGGAUAGGAUUUCACCAGUCGCUCUCUUUUCUGCUCACUCCCACUCCCACUCUCACUCUCAAUUGCUUCCAUCUUCCUCCCUCAUACAUCUCAAAUAGUAGGGUAAGAGCAAGCUCUUCUUCCGAUCCUCCAAAUCUCUCAUCAAAGCUAACUUCUUCGUUUUGUCCAGUUUUCAAUAGCUUGCUACCCACCAAAUACCCCUCACCGCAACAAUCCCAACACCAUAAACAUGUCUGCUCCAGCAACUAAAUUCAAGGCAUGUUGUCCUUUCAACACUCGAGUCUUUCCUCGAGUCUGCUACCAACACAUGCUAAUAGUAGGCUCUUAUAGGUCGCAGAUAUUGCCCUUGCUGCCUUUGGCCGUAAGGAGAUUGAGCUCGCUGAGAAUGAGAUGCCUGGUUUGAUGGCUACCCGUGAGAAGUAUGCCGCCGAUCAACCAUUGAAGGGAGCCCGUAUCGCAGGAUGUCUACACAUGACCAUCCAAACCGCCGUUCUCAUCGAGACCCUCACAUUCCUUGGUGCUGAGGUUACCUGGUCUUCUUGCAACAUCUUCAGUACCCAAGAUCACGCUGCUGCUGCCAUCGCUGCUGCUGGUAUGUUCUUUCAAAAUAAUUUGGCCCUAGAAGUACCAAAAACUAAUUGCUCACAGGUGUCCCCGUCUUUGCAUGGAAGGGAGAGACCGAGGAGGAGUACCAAUGGUGUUUGGAGCAACAACUCGUGGCCUUCAAGGAUGGCAAGGGAUUGAACUUGAUCCUUGAUGACGGUGGAGACUUGACCUCGCUCAUUCACACAAAAUACCCAGAGAUGUUGAAGGGAUGCUACGGUGUCUCUGAAGAGACCACCACCGGUGUUCACCACUUGUACAAGAUGCUGAAGAACGGAGGUCUUCUUGUCCCAGCUGUCAACGUCAACGACUCUGUCACCAAGUCCAAGUUCGACAACUUGUACGGUUGCCGUGAGUCUUUGAUCGAUGGUAUUAAGCGUGCUACCGACGUUAUGAUUGCUGGUAAGGUUGCCGUUGUUGCCGGUUUCGGUGAUGUUGGAAAGGGAUGUGCUAUGGCUCUCCACGGUAUGGGUGCUCGUGUCAUUGUUACUGAAGUCGACCCUAUCAACGCUCUCCAAGCUGCUGUUUCCGGUUUCCAGGUCUUGAGCAUGGAGAAGGCUGCUAGCCAAGGACAAAUCUUCGUUACUACGACCGGAUGCAGAGACAUCUUGGUUGGCGCACACUUCGAGCAGAUGCCCAAUGAUGCUAUUGUCUGCAGUAAGUUUUUCCAAUAUACCUUUCGUAGGCUUCAUUAACUCUCUCUCAAGACAUUGGUCACUUCGAUAUUGAGAUUGACGUCGCCUGGUUGAAGAAGAAUGCAACCAGCGUCCAAAACAUCAAGCCACAAGUCGACCGUUUCCUCAUGCCAAGUGGCCGUCACAUUAUCCUCCUCGCUGAGGGACGUCUCGUCAACUUGGGAUGUGCCACUGGUCACUCAUCUUUCGUCAUGUCUUGCUCUUUCACCAACCAAGUUCUUGCCCAAAUCAUGUUGUACAAGUGCGAGGAUGCCGCUUUCGGACAAAAGUAUGUCGAAUUCGGCAAGACCCAAAAGCUCGACGUGGGCGUUUACGUCUUGCCAAAGAUCUUGGACGAGACCGUUGCCAAGCUCCACUUGGCUCACGUCAACGCUGAGUUGACUAAAUUGACCCCAGUCCAGGCUGAGUACCUUGGACUCGAGGUUGAGGGUCCAUUCAAGAGUGACAUGUAAGUUGAAUGCUUUUCUCUUUUUCAAUAAUAUACGGGCUAAUCUCUUUGCAGGUACCGAUACUAGACGACUGGAUUUGUGAUCAUUUUACGGCGUAUAUGGGUCGAGUUAUUCAACACUAUUAAUGAUGGUAUGAAUCUGGGGAAAAGCAUUUGUCCUUCAACGGAAUUUUAAGCAUUCUCGGGAAAAGGUCUUUCAACAAUGGGAUAAAUUUGGGUUGUGUUUUUUAAGCGAAAGGCGUUACUUGGCUGGCUAUUCAACAACGGU